Molecule: messenger RNA, 546 nt
Organism: Gossypium arboreum
Lineage: Eukaryota; Viridiplantae; Streptophyta; Magnoliopsida; Malvales; Malvaceae
Exons: 2
Coding region: 1-546 (181 amino acids)
Biological process (GO): tRNA methylation
Cellular component (GO): nucleus; tRNA (m1A) methyltransferase complex
Source: RefSeq, a predicted model, not a curated record
AUGGGUAUCUCCAUUGACAAUGGUGAUGCUCUUUUCCUAUUUAUAUACAUGUAUAUAUUAAUGAACGCGGGUCUUCCUGGCAUUCUAGGUGAUAGUUUAUUCUUAAUGGAACUUUGGAUAUUGCUUAUUGAUUCCUCGAUGAAGAUACCGUUCAAUCGCUGCAUUAGAGAUGGAGAUUUUUUUAUUGUAUAUGAGAGGCAUGAUACCAUGAAAGCUGUUAAAGUGUGCGAGAAUUCGGUUCUUCAAAUUCGUUUCGGUGUAUUUAAACAUUCAGAUUGGAUCGGGAAGCCAUUUGGUUCCAUAAUUUUCAGCAACAGAGGUGGGUUCGUUUACGUAUUGGCUUCGACACCGGAGUUAUGGACUUUGGUUCUAAGUCAUAGGACUCAGAUUCUUUAUAUUGCGGAUAUUAGCUUUGUGAUUAUGUACUUGGAAGUAGUUCAGGGUUGUUUGGUUCUUGAAUCCGGGACUGGUAGUGGCUCAUUAACAACAUCGUUUGCAAGGGCUGUGGCGCCAACAGGACAUGUGUAUACCUUUGAUUUCCAUUAA